This is a messenger RNA of Aphis gossypii (cotton aphid), 2096 nucleotides long. Its product is annotated as piggyBac transposable element-derived protein 4-like. NCBI's taxonomy places the organism in Eukaryota, Metazoa, Arthropoda, Insecta, Hemiptera, Aphididae. The record is from RefSeq and is a predicted model, not a curated record. Bases 191 to 1144 code for a protein of 317 amino acids. The transcript is spliced from 2 exons.
GGUUUCCCAAAAUAUUGUUAUCAGUUGUUAUGUUUUGAUAAUUUGUUAUCAAUAUUCGAUGUUUUGAAUUUUUAAACGUUCAUCAGUCAUCGCGUAUUUAGUAUUUACUAUACACCUAAGUGACUACGUUUGUAUUCAUUUUUGUUAUACUUGUGUUUUUGUUGUCGGUAUUAUUCUACUUAGUUCUAUCAUGUCACAUAUUAUGAGUGAUGAAUGUAUAUUGGCAAGUUUGGAUGAAAUUAUAGCAAAUGAGGAGUCAGACGACGAAUUCAUUAGUGAUUUAUUCGUAGGUUUUGAUGAUGAAGAAGAAAUAGCUUCAAAUCAAGACAUUGGAAGUGUGCAAGGUGAUGUUCACAAGUACACUGUAUUCCAACAAAAUGAUGCUGAAUAUAAAACUAUAUCAGACACUGAAGAAGAAAUUGUACAAUCUGAUAAUGAAGAAGAAACUGAAGUUUCAUUUCCAACACAUCAACCAAAAGUACUUGUACCUCAAAAAAUUAACAAAGACAUGUUUACUCCAAAUUUUAAAUGGAAAUCUGGUACACCAUUUCAACCUAAGGUUCACCAGUUUUGUUCUGCUAAAAGUGGUAUUCAAAAAGAGUUUGAACUGAACAGUAACUCUACUAUUUUAGAUUUUUUUGAAGCUCUUGUGACUCCAUUUUUAUUGGGCAAAGUUGCUUAUGAAACAAAUGAAUACUUUAGGCAAAAUAUUGAAUCAAAUAAUGUUAUGUCAUCUCGUGAUACAAGUUGGUAUGACACUACAUCAGAAGAGUUAUAUUUAUUCAUUUCAAUACAAAUGCUUAUGGCCAGAAAUAAAAAACUUGAAAUUGCAGAUUAUUGGUCUACAGAUCCACUACUUUAUUCUCCUAUUUUUGGAAAAACCAUGAGUAGAAAUCGGUUUCAAUUACUUUUGCGUUACAUUCAUUUUUGUAAUAAUAACAAUCAAAUCAAAAAUGACCGCUUAUUCAAAAUUGAUAUGGUAUUACAAGACAUAAAGAAUAAUUUCAGAUCUGCUAUGGUGCCAUUUCAAAAUCUGGUUAUAGAUGAGAGUUUGGUGUUAUGGAAAGGAAGACUUUCAUUUAAACAAUUCAUAAGGACUAAACGUCAUCGGUUUGGAGUCAAAUUUUUAUUUUAUGUGAUGUAGAAACAGACUAUAUUUAGAUUUUAUAAUAUACACUGGAAAAACUACACGUCUUGUUUCAUGUGAUGCUAACUUAGGGCAAUCAGGUGCUGUUGUAAAAACAUUGAUGAAAAGAUAUUUGAAUAAAGGUCAUACUCUAUAUACUGACAACUGGUAUACAUCACCAAUAUUAUCAAUUUACUUGCAUAAAAAAAAGACCAAUACUUGUGGAACUGUAAGAUGCAAUCGUCGAGGAAUGCCACCAUUUAAAAAAACUAAAUUUCAACCAGGUCAAACUGAAAGUAAACAUACUGGAAAAAUGUUAACAAUAAAAUGGAUGGACCGGAGAGAGGUGCAUAUGCUUACCACAAUACAUGAAGAUGAACAGUUACCAAUUAAAAAACAUGGUAAAAUAACAAUGAAACCUAAAUGUGUUAAAGAAUACAACGAAAAUAUGGGAUCUGUGGAUAAAACUGAUAUGUUACUAAGUAGUGUAGAGUGUGUAAGAAAAACAAUAAAAUGGUAUAAAAAAAUAUUUUUCCAUUUGAUAGAUUUAUCAUUGUUAAAUGCUUACUCAUCAUAUAAAACAGUUACUGGAAACCAUAUACCAAUAGCUCAGUUUCAAAUAGAACUAAUAAGAUAAAUAAUAGAAAAAUAUCAUACCAAUCGUGUAACAAAAUCAAGACCACCAACUAAAGACCAACCAUCAAAACUAAUUGAUAGGCAUUUUCCAUCAGAAGUUCCAGCAACACAAUCUGGAAGGCUUGCCAGAAGAAGAUGCCAAUUAUGCAAGAAGAAUAAUAAGAGAACUGACACUAGAUAUAUGUGUACAGAAUGUGAUGUGGGCUUAUGCGCAGCACCUUGUUUUAAUAUAUACCACAUAACAAAAUGUUGACUACUAUUUUUUUUAUAUUUUAUUAUAGAUUGUACCUAGUAUAAUACUUAAGUAUAAUUACAUGUAGUGUUUUAAUUCUAA